AUGUUUGGUGAUAAAGCACUUGAGCUUGUGAAGGAACUUAAAAGAGCCAUGGAAGGGACUGUACCACCUUACAACGUGAGAUAUUGUUUACUUCUGUUUAUUCGUAAAUUGGCGGGAAAAAAUACGCACAGAACUUCCUACCAUUCAUCGAGACUUUAAAGUAGCUUUAAAGCUAAGCGUUGUGUUUUUUGCUCGGAAUUUUUACAUGUUAUGUUCGAAUGAUGUGAGACAAGUCGAUGUGCAGCAGUGAAAUGUUACAACAUUCUCUCAAACAGUACAGUCAUAUCAACAUGCAAAUCAUUUUGAGUGACUGGCUGUGAGAAUCUUAUUGAGAUGGUAUCUUUAAACUGCCGAUAUCUGUAUCGAUUUUUCCUCUCAUUCAAUACCUCAUGCUCAUUUCUUCCAACAAAUUUUAAUCUUUAAGAUCGUUUUUGUCAAUUAAACUAUAUUUUGGUCCACCUUACCUAGCUCGUCACAAUAAAUUUUUUGGUGCUCUCUUUCUUUUCUUUAUACAAAUAAUUUCAUGAAAUUGAAAUGAUUGAUUUUAUUUUAUUUUGUGUAUCAAAGGAGGAUUUGAUUAGGCAAGUCCUUGAGGAAAUGAAGAUUUUGUUUGAGCAGAACCAAAGAGAAGUGUGAGUAAUACCUGAACAAUCCUCUGAAAACUACCCCAUGUUAAGAAUCACAAAUUUGGAAAAUUCUAAAUUUGACACAUAUGAGAUUGUUACUAAUUGUUAAUAAAUCAAUCUACUCAGAAGAACCUGAUUUUUGAAAAUGGGAAUUCAGGGUGAUGAAGCGUUCUCAGAUUAGGUAUUGUUGUUUUGAGAAACAACUCUCUUUGAUUGUUAUUAUUACCUUUUCUUUCAAUUUGUAUGAAGGAUAGUUGGUUAUAUUUUCAUUAAUUCAGAGUAAUGUAGACUAUGACACAACCCUUUGUACUCCCAAGAUCUCAUUAGUAAUUCUCCUUACUGUCUACUAUAUAAUUCUUGUGAUGUUAAUUCUGAGAAUGUGUUAUUGGAUCAACUAAUAAUCCCCUAAUUUAUCUAGUUCUCUAUUCUCACUACUUAUCUCCUUAACAUUUAUUGAUUGUGUAAGGAGAAAUUCUCUCAUGGUCACUCAUGCAAGUAAAAGGGUUAAUAAGCAACUAGUUAAUCAGGUUAACAUGUAUCUAUUAAUUUGCUUACACUAAUUAAUUAUUUCAUUUCCUUUUCCUUUGUUUAGUGCACUAACAGUUGAGGGAGAAACUGGUUUGUUUUCUGGAGUUCAUCUAAGGCAUGCAAGUUUAGAGAGAAAUAAAAGAUGUCUUCUUUCUUACAUGUAAGUUAAGAUAUAAAAAUAUUAUCCAGAUUAAUCAAGUUCAUUCAGUGUUUCUGGGUAAUUUUGUUGUAUUUUUUUCAGGGAAAAUCCAGGGGUAACUUAUGGGGUAUUUUGAGAUCUAUGACAUGACUGGAUGGUUUUGAUAAAGAUAAAUCUAACCAUUACCUUUCAAAGAGGCUUUUUUUUUAGUGAAAUGUCUAUUACCCUGAAACUGAAACAGAGAUUUUACUGCUCAAGUUUAUGAGUUCAUAUUAAAAGCUUGAUGAUUUCUGAAACUCUUUUCAACAACAUUAUAAUAAUAUCAUCAAGAUCUAAUUAAUGUAUGCAAAAGCUUAAGCUAAUUUUUUGUACUCUGUAUACUUCUUUGUGUAAUUAUUUAGCUAUAAUAGGAUGUUGAGGAUGAAGGACCUCAGGUGGGAGUUUGGAACUGUUUUACCUGAAGACAUCAAAUAUAAUUUAUGUGAACAAGAGGUUGGUAAACUUAAUUUGAUAAUAGCAACUACAGGUGCUUACAGCUAUAGAUGUAGCAUGUAUUUCCACUUUAUUUCUGUAGCCAACUUUUUAAGCACUACAUAAAUAAACAAUUUGAAAAUUUUUUGAUACUUCUGAUUGAGAUAUUUACACAGGGAUGAAUUUUACUGUUUUGAUAUUCCUUCUUUUUUUGUAUUUCAACUAAUACUGUACAUGAAAAAAUUGCACUCUUCUGAUUGGCUAAAAAACGAGUACAUUCUCAUGUAACAUGUGCAAAGUUGUAACACAAGUGCAAAUUACACUUUCAAUUUCAUUUGUCUUGACUUUCUGCAUUGUUUUUUUAAUGUAUAUUAUUAAUAAAUAACAUGAUUUUGAGUACAAUUUGGUGUAAUGAGGGCUCAUACAUUUUUUAAAGACUGCAAAUUGCACUUGUCUUGCAGGCUUGUGCAAUUUUGUUGUCUUAAAAAAUUUACUUAUGCUUAUUUAUACCAAACUGCACUCAGAAUCAUGUCAUUACCUUUAUAAUUAAAUUUGUUAAAAUUUACUAUAGGUUCAGUGGUUUACAAAGUACAAUAAAUCACUGGCAACGUACAUGAGGACAGUUGGUUUGGACCUGACACAGGUAACGAGACUUUCCUUCCUUUGUAACAUAACUAAACUUUCAUUGUCAUCAUCAUUACUAAUUUGAAUACAAAGAGGGUUAAGGAGACAACAGUAAAGAGUGAUAGAAUUAAGACAAAUUGUUAUGCAAAGAGCACAGUGUCAUUCCACCCAGGAGCUUAGAUGGGUAGCAGCCAUUUGUCAGGGAAACGUGAUUAAAUGCUGGGGGAUAACCUUGCUAUGGACUGGCAUCCUGUCCAGGGGGGAGUAAUAAUACUCCUAAUUGCUUUAUGCUAUGGAAACCUGGAUAAGCUCCUGCCUACUGCCUAGUCAUAUUUGUGAAAGAUAAGAUUUCUAAAGAGUGGAAAAAGACCCCUAAAGGUCCUAACCCUUUAACUCCCAUGAGUGACCAAGACAGAAUUUCUCCUUGCAAUAUCAAUACAAUAUCAAGUAUACAAGUAAUGAGAACAAAAAAACAUAUCAGUCAAGGGAUUAUUAGUUGAUCCUAUACCAAAUUCUCUGAACUAACAUCACAAGAACUGUAUGACAGACAGUAAGGAGAAUUACUAAUGAGAUCUUGGGAGUGAAAGGGUUAAGGGAGGAACAGAACAUGGCUCUCAGAGGUCUGUCCUGGCACUUGUUUGUUCUUUUGAGAUCUGUGUAAGAAUUUUUAAGAAAGCUGACAGAUGCAUCUCAUUUUGAAUUCUUAACUGACAGGACAUGAAGCCACCAAAGUCACUUUACAUAGAGGUAUGCCUUAUUUUCUUAUCCAAAGUUAACUGUUUCUCAUAACUUAGGAGGUUCUUGUAAAAGUCUAAGCUUAUCACAUAGUUAAAAAAUAAUGAUUUGAAUUCUGCAAUGCAGGUGCGAUGUCUGGAAGAUUAUGGAGAAUUUGAAACAGAAGAUGGAACAGUUUUGUUAUUGAAAAAGAAUAGUCAGGUAGGAGGAAUUUUACUAAAUAAGGGUACUUAACCCUUAAUAGCUCAACAUCAAAAUGGAUAUUCUUCUUACUGUUCUCACUGAAUUUCCCAUGGUACUGACAGAGGAAUUUGUAUAUCAUUUACAAGCUUGAUUUAUUCAGUGAUCAUCUCCUUUAUUCUCAUGACAGUAAUGUUUUAUACAAUAGUGAUGCUGUAAAGAGAAGUUCAAUACUGGUCAAUGUUGGGGGUUAAAGAGUUAAUAUUGUUCACUCCUUUUGGGUGAUAGUCCAAUUUCAAAAUUGACAACAUUUUCUGGGGAGUAGUGAUAAUUUGAAUUUUUUGGUAUUAGUGAUUAGAAAACAAUUGUUUUAGAAUUGCUUGAUUCCCAUUCUUUUAUUAACUUGUAGAGCAGUUAAGUUCACAAAGCAACCAGGUGGACAAUCAGACAUAGUUUGAUGCUACUCUGGUUUAAAGAUUUAAUGAAUGUGACUGAGAAGUUACAAUCCAUAGACCUAACGUUUCAAAGCUCUUGCCUAGUGUCUUCAUAAGGGGUGAUCUAAUCGCUGCCACAAGAGGUCCUUUUAUACACUCACUAAUAAGCUGCCCUUUUUAUACCUCGUCAGAAAAAAGGCAGCUAAUUAGCGAGCAUAUGGAAAGACCUUGUUGCAGCAAUUAGAUCACCCCUAAUGAAGGCACUAGACAAGAGUGUGAAACAUUGGGUCUUUGAAUUUUAUUUUCCUGGUUACAUUCAUUGACUCUUUAAACCAGAAUAGCAUUAAACCAUGUCUCAUAGAGCUUUGUUUCCUUCCCUCAGCAUUUCCUGCCAAGAUCUCAUUGUGAACAUCUCAUCAGACAAGGAAUCCUUGAACAUAUUCUGUAG
Messenger RNA from Pocillopora meandrina, 4185 nucleotides. The record is from the annotation of a GenBank genome assembly. NCBI's taxonomy places the organism in Eukaryota, Metazoa, Cnidaria, Anthozoa, Scleractinia, Pocilloporidae.